AGUAAUGAGGAAAUGACAAUAGCUCCUCCCUGAAUCUGAUGCAAUUCCCCAAAUACUUCUUAUACCCAGCUAGAAAGAACGUCUCUCACAGUGCAGACGAGACACGCACCGGAGUAACAUCGCUUGUUCGGAUUUUCCCUUAGCCUUUUAACAUACGAUUGUAAAUAUAUACAUAGAUUUCAACUGGACGAGCAUUAAAAUCUAGCUAUCUGAGAAUUAACGCAGACCUUGAAAUAAGUCGAACUCCUAUCGCUGUGAUAUUUUGGAGCCAAAAUAGCGACCGACUGCUUGGUGAAGAGAUUUGAAUUGUAACUGAAGAAGCAAUAAACGCCUUAUCGAGGUCUGGAAGGGACCACAAGGACAAAGCACAGGCAGAAGGAGCAUCGUCUCCCUGGGAAGAAGGGAUAGGUGGCAUAUAAAUUGCCAACGACAACUGCAGAGAGACAGAUAAAUACAACAUUAGAAGUGCUUCAGAAAACCCACCAUGACUAUAACGGAGAUGAACAAAUUUAACAUUAGUCCUGAUGACGACAGCAGCAGCACGAACAGCAAUGAAUACAACUACCCAGCAAAUACUACCACGAAAAAGGUUCCGAUUAGCAGUCAGUAUGUUGAUAUGGAUGCAGAAAGUCAAAAUUUUCUGCCAAAUUUGUACUAUGGAAAAAAGAAAUUUGAAGAAGAAUAUAGGGCUGGGAAUACUUCGUUUGGCAUUUCUGCAUUUAACCUCAGCAACGCAAUCAUGGGCAGCGGAAUUCUUGGCCUGGCAUAUGCCAUGGCUAACACUGGAAUUGCACUUUUUGUGAUCCUUUUGAGUGCUGUAGCAAUAUUUUCAUUAUAUUCCAUACAUCUUUUAUUGAAGACUGCAAAAGAAGGAGGUUCACUGGUCUAUGAACAGCUGGGACUCAGAGCAUUUGGGUUGCCUGGGAAAUUGGCAGCAUCGAUUUCAAUCACAAUGCAGAACUUUGGAGCUACAUCAAGCUACCUCUACAUAGUGAAAUACGAGCUACCAAUAGUCAUUCAAGCUUUCCUGGGACUUGAGGAAAACACUGGGUAUGUUGAAUGAGUUGAUUAAUAAUGUUAGGCACACUUUGGCAUCUCCUUUUUAAUUCAGAACUUUUCAAGAAAUAAGUCUUUUCAGUAACUCCCUUACCUACUCAUAAUUAUCAUGACAGUUAAAAGUCUACAUCACAUAAUGAGAAAAACCAUGUAGGCUUGGAUUUGAAUGCAAAGUUGACAGUAAUCUGUCUUCAAAAUUUAGCUCAGACAAUUGCUUUGUGUCAGUUCCUUGGGAAAGUACAAUGCUUCACUUGACCCAAUAUGAGUAUC
This is a messenger RNA of Rhincodon typus (whale shark), 1326 nucleotides long. Its product is annotated as sodium-coupled neutral amino acid transporter 2-like. The transcript is spliced from 7 exons. Gene Ontology annotation, molecular function: L-glutamine transmembrane transporter activity. The record is from RefSeq and is a predicted model, not a curated record. Gene Ontology annotation, biological process: L-glutamine transport; amino acid transmembrane transport. The coding region runs from base 485 to 1063 and encodes 192 amino acids. NCBI's taxonomy places the organism in Eukaryota, Metazoa, Chordata, Chondrichthyes, Orectolobiformes, Rhincodontidae.